AUUAUUAUUAAUUAUGCCAAUAUCUCCAGUUAUAGCGUAUGGUUGCCGCAACUAUUACUAUGUCCCAGUCCCUCCUCUUAAACGCAUCUUAACCUACUCUUUCCGUAAGAAUCAUCUUCAUCACAACAACAGUCAUCGCUGCUUUCUUCUUCUUCUUCGCACCACUACAAAUUUCCAUCCUCAGUUUUCUACUUUCAAUCUCAUCCCUCGAAAGCUCUAUUGUCCCUUCACGGGUAACUCUCUCUUCUUCAGGAUGGAGCGAUUCUUUGCUGGAAGUGGCAUCAAUAAAAAUAAAGCUAUGGUAGAGCAUUUGCAACAUUAUGGUGUGAUCAGCUCAAGAAAGGUGGUUGAAGUAAUGGAAACUAUUGACAGGGCUUUGUUUGUACCAGAUGGAACUCAAGCCUAUGUUGAUAGCCCUAUGCCAAUAGGAUAUAAUGCCACUAUUUCUGCACCUCAUAUGCAUGCAACAUGCCUUCAGUUGUUGGAGGAGCAUCUAAAACCCGGCAUGCAUGCGUUAGAUGUUGGCUCAGGUACUGGUUACUUGACAGCAUGCUUUGCCAUUAUGGUUGGACCACAAGGCCGUGCUGUUGGUGUGGAACAUAUCCCAGAACUGGUUACUUCUUCAGUCAAGAAUAUUUUAAAAAGUGCGGCAGCUCCAUUAUUGAAAGAAGGUUUCCUCUCGGUGCAUAUUGGUGAUGGAAGACAAGGUUGGCCCGAGUUUGCACCUUAUGAUGCCAUUCAUGUUGGGGCAGCAGCACCAGAAAUCCCGCAGGCACUUAUUGAUCAGUUGAAGCCUGGUGGCAGAAUGGUGAUUCCAGUUGGUAACAUAUUCCAGGAUUUGAAGAUCAUCGACAAGAAUCAGGAUGGUUCUAUUAGUGUCCGGAGUGAAACUUCUGUUCGUUAUGUUCCUUUAACAAGCCGAGAUGCCCAACUAAGGGGUUAAUUAUUUUGUAGUGUUUUCAUCCAGAGGUCUAUGAUGAUGGAAAUACGGUUGCCUAUGCUGGUGCAUCUGAUCCUUAAAAGUAUUUGUACAGUUGUAUAGGAAUGCCAUCUCUACUGCAAUAGCGUCUUCUAGUUUUAGUAUCCUUGCCUUUGGAGGUUUUUUUUUUUCUCCCACUCUCAUGUACUUGUAAAAUAAUAAAUGGUGUCUUUUUAA
Messenger RNA from Ricinus communis (castor bean), 1156 nucleotides. Its product is annotated as protein-L-isoaspartate O-methyltransferase 1. Gene Ontology annotation, cellular component: cytoplasm. Bases 14 to 943 code for a protein of 309 amino acids. Gene Ontology annotation, molecular function: protein-L-isoaspartate (D-aspartate) O-methyltransferase activity. Lineage: Eukaryota; Viridiplantae; Streptophyta; Magnoliopsida; Malpighiales; Euphorbiaceae. The transcript has 4 exons. Gene Ontology annotation, biological process: protein modification process. The record is from RefSeq and is a predicted model, not a curated record.